AUGUCGGUCGAUAUACAGCAACGUCAAGCUCGGAAUAUCGGAUUUGGGGCUUUUAUCCUCCUCAUAAUUAUUUGGACAGUCAAACUCUCCAGUCCGAACCACGAUGCCAUCAACUUUUAUUCGAAUCACACGAAAAGUCUUAACUCAUCCAAACUAGCAUUUUCCCUUCCAAAUUUGUUCUCUGGGGACAAUUCAAAUGCUACAACACAAGCGAAUCUUGUAACGGAUGAAUUUGGAGAUUACUUCAACGGAACAAUUUUCAAUAAAGUGGCGGUGAUAAUAGAAGAUAGCUAUCGUCCCGAUGUUAUACCUCUAGUCCUGCACUUUGGCAGUGUCCUCGGUCCAACAUGGCCCAUACUUAUAUAUACUUCAAUCGAAGACGUUGCUCGGUUUUCCACCUCUGCGGCACUCUCGCGAUACCUUAAACAAGGUCUCAUUCAAAUUCGAAAUCUCCCACAAACCGUUCUUUUCACAGACCUCAAAGCAAGAAACAAAUUCAUGACAGAUACAUGGUUAUGGGAGAACCUCGCACCGGCAGAGCACAUCCUACUUUUUGAUAGCGAUAGUAUGUUGUGUUCUAAUGCUGCAACGAGCGUGGAUGAUUUCUUUGCUUAUGACUUGGUUGGAACGCCUGUCAAGGAUAAGGGUCAUAGGGGAGGAUUGAGCAUGAGGAAAAGGAGUAGCAUGUUGAGGGAUAGAGGACGAGAAGAAAAGAAAAGAAGAGAAAAAAAGAAGGAGGAAGAGCAGAAGAAAAAGGAAGAAGCUCAGAAGAAGAAAUCGGAGGAAGAAAAGAAGAAGAAAAUGGACCAGGAAAUCAAGAAGAAGCUGGAAGACGAGAGAAAUAAAUCAGAGGUGGAAAAUCAAGAGGUCACCAAGAAAGAAGAGAAAGGCAAGCAAGUUGAUAAGGAAGCGCAGGUGAACGGAAAUCGAAAGGAGAAUGUGAAGCAGAACAGCAAGAGAGAGAAGAAGGAGGAAGAGGAAGAACCAGAGGAAGAAUUGGCAGAAGAUCGAUGGUAUCAAGAAAAAUUACGGAAGCUACAAGGCGACGAAGAAAAUAUUGGCAUUGAUCCAGAAGAAGAUGGCGCAGUCAAUAUGCCCACCGAAGAAGUCACACGUACAUUCAGUGUUGAAUCAAUCGACUACCCACACCCAUUGGGACUACAUCGCGUACACAAGUGGAAAGAGGACCAGAUGGAUAAAUUACUUGAUUGGUGUCCGGAAUAUAGAUUAUGUUCUGUAUCGCAUCACGGGAAGGAGUUUCCAACUUUUGCAAAUGGAGGAGUGGGAUGGUAA
This is a messenger RNA of Botrytis fragariae, 1293 nucleotides long. Its product is annotated as putative formate dehydrogenase protein. Bases 1 to 1293 code for a protein of 430 amino acids. Lineage: Eukaryota; Fungi; Ascomycota; Leotiomycetes; Helotiales; Sclerotiniaceae. The transcript has 3 exons. The record is from RefSeq and is a predicted model, not a curated record.